Messenger RNA from Tricharina praecox, 1106 nucleotides. RefSeq names its product peroxisomal 2,4-dienoyl-CoA reductase, auxiliary enzyme of fatty acid beta-oxidation. Bases 272 to 982 code for a protein of 236 amino acids. The transcript has a single exon. The record is from RefSeq and is a predicted model, not a curated record. Lineage: Eukaryota; Fungi; Ascomycota; Pezizomycetes; Pezizales; Pyronemataceae. Gene Ontology annotation, molecular function: oxidoreductase activity, acting on the CH-OH group of donors, NAD or NADP as acceptor.
UGACUUACUUCGCAGCAGCAGCAGUGUAGACGCCCCCAUAAGCGCAGCCGCAGUUCCCAUAUCAUCCGCUUCUACAUCCGCAGCUUCCACAACCGCUACAACAUCAUCCCAGACCAUCACAUCGAUCACCCCCACGGCCGAUACCACAAUAGCUCCCACAGCCACAACCACAACAAUCCCGCCGACUCCCUCUACACCCCAGCUCCUCGCUGGCCAAACCGUCGCCAUCACCGGCGCCGCAACCGGAAUAGGACGUGCAAUCGCCCUCGGAAUGGCGCAACACGGCGCGAACGUAGCCGUAAACUAUCUUGGCCCCUCUCAAUCCGCCGAAAUCGAGUCCCUCGCCACCGCAAUCGACAGCAUUCCGUGCACCUCCCAGCUUCCACGCUUCCUCGCGCGACCCGGCGACAUCUCACUCCGGCAGACGUCGCUAGACUUCAUCGCGGCCGCCGUCGACGCCUUCGGGGAACUAAACGUCUUCGUCUCCAACGCGGGUGUCUGCCAGUUCGCCGACUUCCUCACGCUGCCGGAGGAGCUGUACUCCUCGACGGUGCGCAUAAACCUCGACGGCGCGUUCUAUGCAACCCAGGCCGCCGCAAAACAGAUGGUCGCCCAGGGCAAGGGCGGAAGCAUCAUCGGCAUAUCCUCCAUCUCCGCGCUCGUGGGCGGCGCGGGGCAGACGCACUACACGCCCACCAAGGCGGGCGUGCUUUCGCUCAUGCAGUCCACUGCUACGGCACUGGGGAAGCAUGGCAUUCGCUGUAAUGCGAUCCUUCCGGGUACGAUUCGCACGCAGUUGAAUGAUGAGGACUUGAGCAAUGAUGAAAAGCGGGAGUAUAUGGAGGGGAGGAUCCCGUUAGGACGCACGGGUGUGCCUGAGGAUAUUGUGGGCCCCGCCGUGUUUUUGGCGAGUAGUCUCAGUGGAUACGUCACUGGUGCGCAGAUUUUAGUAGACGGAGGGUUGUUUGUAAAUUUGCAGUAGUGGUCGUGGCGGGUUGGAGUAUCCAUUCUUGGAGAGAUUUUGGGUAUUGGUGUGUGAGGGAUGCCUCAUCUGCGGGCGGAGAACAUCAAUAAAAAGCAAACGCAGUAAACAAAAUAUGAUUUCU